AUGUACAACUAUGUCUAUUCUGAGGCCAAGGGUCGCGGAACUUCUGAAAUUCUAUGUUGCUGUGGUCUUGCUGCUCCUCAUUUCAGAUGUCGUGACUGCUUUGGCAUACAAAUGUUUUGCCACAAGUGCAUCCUUGACAGCCACACAAGGGAUCCUUUGCACAGGAUUGAUAUGUGGAACGACUCAUUUUUCCAGCCUACCACUCUGAAAAAAUUGGGCCUACACAUACAGCUAGGUCACGCCCCAGGUGACAUGGUUAUCCAUGAGAUUGCCCUCAAUUUUUGUGGGUGUGUGAGUGCUCAAAUUUGCUACAAACAGCUACUCCACACAUGCUGGUAUCCAGCAACCACAUCAGACCCUUGCACUGCUGCGACAUUCGCUCUAAUGGAACACUUUCCACCUUCUGAUCACUACUCUGCAUUCAUGCACAUGGUCCGUGAGUGGCGCCAUCUCAGGCAACUUCGGUGUGCAGGGAGAGGAAAUGAUCCUAAUGGCAUUCAUGCCAUCACCGCGGGUGAAUUGGCUGUGCAGUGCCCAGCAUGUCCCCACCCUGGCAAAAAUAUACCACAAGGCUGGGAGGAUGAGCCACCAUGGGUUAGGUGGAAAUAUGCACUGUUUAUUGUGAUUGAUGCCAACUUCAGAUUGAAAUGCAAGGCAGUGUCGUCAGACAAUGUAGACCCUAGCCUCAACUCUGGGUGGGCAUAUUUCCUUGAGGAGGCUGCCUACAAUGCAUACCUGGCCCAUCAAGCUGGCGUCAAGCAAGAUUGUAGUACAUGUGUCAGUCACAAUAUCAUCAAUCUGACAGAUACGAAGUCCUCAUAUGGUCUGGCCACCACAGGUCUCGCCAAUGGUGUCAGGAGAUUUACAGAAGGAUAUAUAAACAUGGACUACCUUGUGUUCUCAGCGCUGUUGGCCUUCACGGUUGUGUUUUUCACAACAGUCACCAUGGUCAACAUCUCAUAUGACAUUGCCUGUCAAUGGCAUAAGAAGCUCUGGGCAUGUAUGGAAGGCAUGCCAUCAAGGUUUCACAUCCCUCGUGACUCGAUGACCAUCCAAUUUUUUGUGCCAAAGUUUCAUCUGAAGGUGCACAUUGAUGAAUGUCAGAGAAACUUCUCAUUCAAUUGGUCAAAACAUGUGGGACAAACAGAUGGCAAGGCUCCUGAGCGUGGUUGGUCGAAUAUAAACCAGGUCGCGAUAAGCACAAAGGAGAUGGGUCCAGGAUCAUGUUUAGAUACCCUCAAUGAUCAUUUCAGGGAUUGGAACUGGAAGAAGGUUACGGCACUGGGUCUGCCGUACACUCUUUGGAAGAAGGAGCAUGAGGAAGGACUAGCAGAGCUAGAGAGGACCAUUCAGCCAAUGUUCGUCCUUCAGUGGAGGAAAGAAGUUGAAGCUUGGGAGGAAGACAACUCUCAACCUAAUCCGUUCAAGAGCCACUAUGCUCCCAUUACACAAGCUGCAGUUCAUCUACAGCUUGCUGAGCUUGAAGCCCAUAAACUUCAGGCAGGGAUAAAUGUCUCCCUGCAUACUGGCCUUUCCCCAAGCAAGAUUAAUCACCACUGGCAUCGAUCUUCAAGACCAACACACCUGAAGACGGAUAUCACCAAUGCAUCUCUUCACCCCAUGGACAAGCAGAAGACUACCAUGCAGACUUGUGUCACCACCCUUCACCGUCAACUGGAUGCCUGGGCUUGUGUCCAAGAACUAUAUAUGCCCAUUGUGUCCCAGCUUCAUCAUCGAUCUUCAGAAGCUGGCAUGACAAAUACGGUACAGCUAAAGCCUGAGGCAUUCAAGCUUUGGCUCCCAUCUGAACUCCAACCAACAGCAGGAUGUGACAACAGGCUGGCUGCACACAAAUGGGAUCUACAGCAUGCACAAGCACUGGAUGCCCUUAACAAAAUCUGUUCACAUCUCCACCUCCAGUCUCACAUGUAUAUCUACAAAGAUAGAAAUGUGCAUGGACAGGCCGCUUCUACCCGUGCACAGGCCCUCAUCAAAGGCUUGGAGCUGAGGGCACAAGCCUCUACAGCGCGUAAUGUGCUGUUAGCUCUCAGCCACCGACUCAAUAGGUCUGGCUGGGACACAUCCCUUCCACCACUCCUGGACUCACAAGUGAGGCCUGUGGGCAAUAUGGAGAGACAAGGCACCGAUACUAUUUCCUGGAUCUGGCUGGACUCACAUGUGGACAAUAGCAGCUCAGAAAAUGAGCGAGUUCAGGAUUCUGUUCGAGUUGAGUGGUGCAAAGCACACACACACACAAACCGCUGGUUGGAGGAAGUUGAACUCCUCCUCGAGGAGAUGCAAAGAGUUAUCGUGUUCUUGAGGUGGCAGGUGGAGUGGUGGAGUGAAAGGCGUAGUUCUCAAGCCCCAGAGUUGACAGCAGAACAGGAAGGACUGGCUGUGUAUGCAUGUCAACAGGCUGCGCUGCAUCUGUCUCUCAUGGCCUCCUUUCAGGACCUAUGGAAAGAUGUACUGAUGUUCAUAAUGGCUUAA
Molecule: messenger RNA, 2490 nt
Organism: Suillus subalutaceus
Lineage: Eukaryota; Fungi; Basidiomycota; Agaricomycetes; Boletales; Suillaceae
Exons: 17
Coding region: 1-2490 (829 amino acids)
Source: RefSeq, a predicted model, not a curated record